Messenger RNA from Nelumbo nucifera (sacred lotus), 1407 nucleotides. RefSeq names its product protein TEEBE-like. Lineage: Eukaryota; Viridiplantae; Streptophyta; Magnoliopsida; Proteales; Nelumbonaceae. The record is from RefSeq and is a predicted model, not a curated record.
UCUGGUCUGCCUUUUUCUUCCAAACCUCCACGCUCUUGUUUUGCUAAGCAGUAAGCUCCUAAGUUCCCUUACUCUGUAGUGUAACUGCCUUACCCAUUUGGUGAAUUCUCCAUCUCUAUAUAAUGACCAGAGAAGCUCUGUGUUUCUUCCAUCCUGAGCCCAGCUAAGACCCCUUCCUUACUUCCUUGCUCUAAGGAAAUGGCGGUGUGGCUCUCCCUCUUUCUUGCUCUCUCCUUGCUCUUCACCAGCCCUGCUUUUGCAGUUACCUACUUAGAGGGACUUCUCCCAAAUGGAAAUUUUGAAGAAAAGCCCAGUGCAUCCAACCUCAACAAAACAGUACUCAAGGGAAAGAACUCGCUGCCUAAGUGGGAAAUCAAUGGCCUGGUUGAGUACAUCUCCGGGGGGCCACAACCAGGUGGCAUGUACUUCGCCGUCGCACACGGCAUCCAUGCCGUGAGGCUUGGCAAUGAAGCCUCAGUCUCCCAAACAAUCCCAGUUAAACCAGGCUCUCUCUACUCCCUCACAUUCGGUGCUUCAAGGACCUGUGCCCAGGAUGAAGUUUUGAGGGUCUCAGUUCCUCCUCUGUCAGGGGACCUCCCUCUUCAAACACUCUACAGCAGCAAUGGAGGUGACACUUAUGCUUGGGGAUUCAGAGCCACCUCUAAGUUCGCCAAAGUCAUAUUCCACAACCCAGGGAUUCAGGAGGAUCCUGCUUGUGGGCCUCUCUUGGAUGCAGUUGCCAUUAAAGAGCUCUUUCCUCCAAUGGCUACUAAAGAUAACUUGGUUAAGAAUAGUGGUUUUGAAGAGGGUCCCCAUUUGCUACAGAACUCCACCAAUGGCGUCCUUCUCCCCCCUAAACAGGAGGACAGCACGUCUCCACUUCCUGGGUGGAUCAUCGAAUCCCUGAAAGCUGUGAAGUUCAUAGACUCAGCGCAUUUCAAUGUCCCAUACGGAUUUAAAGCAGUGGAGCUUGUUGCCGGGAGGGAAAGUGCCAUUGCCCAAAUCAUAAGAACAGUCCCCAACAGAUUAUACGGUGUCAGUUUCACAGUUGGGGAUGCAAGGAAUGGCUGCCAUGGAUCCAUGAUGGUUGAAGCUUUUGCUGCAAAAGAGACUCUGAAGGUCCCCUAUGAAUCCCAUGGAAAGGGUGGGUUCAAGACUGCUAGUUUCAAGUUCAAGGCAAUUGAGCCCAGGACAAGGAUCACAUUCUACAGUUCCUUCUACCACACAAGGGUUGAUGAUUAUGGAUCUCUUUGUGGUCCCAUACUGGAUCAGGUCAGGGUUGUUCCUGUAAGAUAUUAGAUUUUCUGGACUAAUGGUAUUAUGGCAAUGGUCGGUCUAUCCUGCUUUUGUAUAAUUGACCGUUAGAAUGUCUCUGUCCGACUUUACAUGCCGGGUGUCUCAACUAUU